ACCGCGGCACGCGAACCCACCACCCACUGCGGCACGGCCGGCGUUCCCACAGGCACCGAACCGCGGGCGCGCUCCGCGACGACGGCACCACCCCCGACGCGACUUCGGUCAGGCGGUCGACACGCGGUGGACGAAACCGUAGCGAUCACGGGUGCCGGCGGGCUCGAUUCUGCAUUUGUUUACAUUGAGGAUCCAGCCGGUGUGAAGGCUCACGAUAUACACAGACGAUAAGACUGGUGUUUUAAAGUGUCAUUAAGCGUAAUUUUUUUUUUUUUCAUUUGACCCUGCGUCACGCGAAGUUGCGCAGUUGUGUUUGCUAACGACCUUCACUCUGAGAAGUAAUGUUUUUGUGCUAAUUUAGGCUACCAGUUCCCUCAGUAUCGCCAUUCAUCUGAGAGUGAUUGGCGACGUGCCAGUAGGAAAGGAAAUUAGCUGGUGUUGUACAGCUGUGUUGUCUUUCCGAGUUCUUUUUGUCGUUGCGAGACGAGAUCAGCCGGGCGGAAGUGAUCUGCGCAAGAGGCGGUGACCGGAACAUGAAGCUGUGCGCUGUCGGCGCCUGAAAUGCAGCCACAGCAGAGCACGUCCAACAUGAGGAACAGCCACCACCACAACCACCACCAUGCCAACGGACAUCUCAAGACCAACGGACACAUCCCGAAUGGCGGUGCAGCGGCCAACCGGCUGUGGACGAAUGGAUACGUGUCGCGGCCCGACGACAAGCAGUCGACGCUCUCGAGGUACUGGACGGCGGAGCGGCCGCGCGCCGGCUCGUCGGGCAGCCACAGCUACGCGGCGGCGCGCAGGGCGUGCCGGGAGCGCGGCGUGCUCUUCGAAGACGCCGACUUCCCGGCCACGGCGCGCUCCAUCUCGCCCAGCAAGAAGACCGCGCCGCACCCCAUCGUCUGGCUGCGGCCCACGGAGAUGUGCCAGCGGCCGCGCUUCGUGAGCGACGCGGAGGCGGGCGAGGGCGGGCGGCUGCGCGUGGAGGCGGGCGAGCGCGGCGACCCGCCGCUGCUGGCCGCCGUGGCCGCGCUGUCGCUGACGCCGCGCCUGCUGCAGCGCGUCGCGCCCCACGACCAGGGCUUCGACGCCGCCAGCGGAUACUGCGGCCUCUUCAGGUUCCGGCUGUGGCACUUCGGCGAGUGGCGGGAGGUGCUGGUGGACGACCGGCUGCCCACGUUCCGCGGCCGGCUGGUCUUCAUGCACUCCUCCAACCCCACCGAGUUCUGGGCCGCGCUCCUCGAGAAGGCCUACGCCAAGCUGUACGGCAGCUACGAGAGCCUGCAGCAGGGCAGCGCGACGCGGGCGCUGCAGGACCUGACCGGCGGCAUCGUGCAGAGCUUCGCGCUCUGCUCGCAGGACCGCUACCUCACCUUCCAGGUGCUCAACAGCGCCGUGCCGCGCUCCAGCCUGCUCGUCGCCAGCAUCAACCCCGAGAAGGAGAGCCGGCGGCAGCUGCGGCUGCGCAACGGGCUGGUGACGCAGCACGCGUACAGCGUGACGGGGCUGGCGCGGGUGCGCGGCCCGCUCGGCGAGACGCCGCUGGUGCGCCUGCGCAACCCGUGGGGGCGCGGCGAGUGGACGGGGCCCUGGAGCGAGCGCUCCUGGGAGUGGGACGGCCUCUCCGAGCGCGACAAGGAGCUGCUCUCCGUGCGCGUGCGCAACGACGGCGAGUUCUGGAUGUCGUUCGAGGACUUCGCGCGGCACUUCACGCACCUGGACCUGGUGCACAUCGGGCCGGACGACUGGAUGAGCGAGCCGGCGCUGCACUCGAAGCAGCCGUGGCGCGCCGUGCUGGCGCGCAGGCGCUGGCGGCCCGGAUACAACGCCGGCGGCGGGCCGCACUUCGCCGAGACGACAGCGACGAACCCGCAGUUCCACGUGCAAAUCCCGCGCACGUCGGCCAGCAAGUGCCACGUGGUGGUGUCGGUGACGCAGGCGUACGAGACGCAGCCGCCGGACGGCAAGAAGCGGCGGCCGCUCUACGCCAUCGGCUUCGCCGUCUACGAGGUGCCGCCCGCCACCGCCCGCCUCACACAGCACUUCGUCGCCGAGCACAAGCCGCUGGACGUGACGAACCACUCGGUGGCCCGUGAGGUGGUGACGUUCUUCACGCUGCCUCCGGGGGACUACAUCGUCGUCCCACAGACCAACGUGCCCAACUGCGACGGCAAGUUUCUCCUUAGGAUAUUCACCGACGAGCAGAGCAAUAUCUGGGAAGUGAAUGACGACAAUAUGGUGUUCCGGAACAUAUCAACAGAAUUCCUUGAUGAUGCAGUAGUGCUGCCUGAUGGGAAGAAUAUGGUGUCAAAGCUGUUGCUUAAGUAUCCUCCUGAAGUAGAUGCUUCACAGUUACAGAAAAUUUUGAAAGCCCAUUGGAAAGCUUACUUGUCAGAAAAACCUAGUCUGGAAUUAUGUAAAAGCUUAAUCAUGUUAAGAGAUUCUAAUAUUAGUGGACGUAUUAAUCUCCUGGAUAUACCUGUGCUGAUGCACAUGCUACAGUUCUGGAGGAUAGCUUUCCAGAAGUUUGACAAGGGUCACAAUAGUAAGACUAGCAGUUAUAACCUGAGACCCCUUUUGUGGGAAGCUGGAAGCACUGCAAGUAAUAAAGUGCUUGAAUGUCUUGUGCUGAGAUUUGCCAAAAAUAGGGUACUAACAUCAGAAUGUUUUAUUAUGGCAAUGGUUCGGCUCCAUCUUGCACAUGAAAGGUAUCACAGCUUAGAUACAAAAAUGAAGGGCAACCCAAUUUCACUGGAAGAGAUGAUACUGAUGACAAUCUACUCUUGACACUGGUGACAUCAGAUGCGAUAAUCAAAACAGUAUACCAAUUAUAGCCAUUAAACCAAAGAAAAUGUAAAGUAUUGUCAAAAUUAUGUAAUAUAUUGAAUAUAUUGUUGAUGUAAAUACCAUGUAAAUUACAAUUAAAUUAUAUAAUAAUUUUAUUUUGCAAAAUAGUAUAUUUUUAUAGCUCUUCUUCAUCUGAGAAAGUAUCUGUACCUAGUCAACAAAAAACAUGUACAAAUUAUUUGUUGAGAAGAUCUAGUUACUAUUAAUGCAGUCAAACUGUUGCAGUAUGCCUAAAACUUUUAGAUACUGGAAAUACAUCUUCUUUAGAGCUACAUUAAUACAUCAGAUAAUUAUACAAAAAGGGUCAUAAAACCCAUGCGAGUAUUGUUUCAUCUCUGUUUUGCUUUAGUUAUGUGAUCAGUUAUGAACAAAUGAAUGAAUUGUAGCAAUGUAAUUUACUCUGUAAAAGAAGAAAGAACAUAUAGCUUGUAGUUGUGGUGACAAAUAUGUCCCCAUUUGAACUUUCAAAAUUUUGCACUACUAGAGACAAAAGGCAGGAAAUGCUACAUCCCAGCUGCAAAGAAAAAGGAAUGCAUAACCAGUUUAUGGAAAAACAAAUCUGUAAUAUAAAUAAAUAACAUCACACACUAACAACUUGUAUGGGAACUUACUUUCCCUUGUGACUUUAGAGUCAGAAGUGAUGUUUUUGCUUCUUUCAAAGUGAAUUGUAUGGAAUCAUAUGCAUUUCAAAUAUGUUAUGAAAUAUUUUACUAAAGUUAUCUUUAUCAUGAAAUGAAAUCCUUAUUGACAGUUAGAGCAAAUGUGUUAUUCCCUGGUUUUUAAUCUCAAUUUGUGAUUUCUGAAAAAAAUUCUUUUUAAAAGCUCUACAUGAAAUUAAUAGCCAAUGAAAAUAUUUUACAUAAGCGGAUCUCAUUAAAUUUAUUUCAAAUGAGUUCUUCUUCAGAGUUGACAGGAAAAAUGUUGACAGCAUUUGUAUCAGAAAUGCCACUGUUCUACAAAAACACACGAAGUGUAUUUGAGGUGAUCAUGGCAUUUCUUUGAUUAAUCAAAGAUUCAGUCACAGGCAACAGAGCUGCCUUUGACUAAUAUAUGAAUGAGCUGGAUAAACAGCUGAUACCGUUCAGUGAACUGGCUCAAAUGUCUUAUAAUUAUUCAUGCAAGUUUACAAAAUCCCAAGAUGAGCAGAAAACAAAUGAAAAUACAGUAUACCUCAGAGGAAUGUAGGACUGAUUCAUGCAGUGUGCAGUAUCUAAUUUUAUGAGAAGGCUUAAGUUGAAUUUAGAGAAGUACUGUUAUGUUUCUAUGUAAAGAUCAUGUUAAUGUAUUCACAGUGUUCAAAUAUUUUGAUACAUAUGAUUUUUGUCAUAUGUAAUGUUCACUAGAGUGGUCAUAUUUCAGUCACAGUGAAUUCUGUUACUACAAAGCAUUUAGUGAGAUUAUGAAAAUUGUCUCAGGCCCAAAAAUUAAUGAGAUUUGUUACAUGUUAAAAUAUGUUUAAUAAAGUUACAAUAAAUAUCCUUAUAAUCUGAA
Schistocerca cancellata (South American locust) is the source of this 4338-nucleotide messenger RNA. RefSeq names its product calpain-9-like. Gene Ontology annotation, biological process: proteolysis. Gene Ontology annotation, cellular component: cytoplasm. Bases 562 to 2787 code for a protein of 741 amino acids. The transcript is spliced from 16 exons. Gene Ontology annotation, molecular function: calcium-dependent cysteine-type endopeptidase activity. The record is from RefSeq and is a predicted model, not a curated record. Lineage: Eukaryota; Metazoa; Arthropoda; Insecta; Orthoptera; Acrididae.